AUGGGCUGCAUUGUGCAAUGUAUCAAUAAACCAAAAAAAGAAGUCCAAAUUAAGUCGGACUUCGAGCCACUUGAAGAGAAAUUAACUGCAGCUGAAUAUAAAGAUAAAGGAAACGAAUAUUUUAAGGCAGGAAAUUACCAAGAAGCAAUUAUAAUGUAUACAAAAGCGAUCAAGAUAUCUCCAGAUAUCCCGAUUUUGUAUACAAAUAGAGGGCUGAGUUAUAUGCAGACAAAUGCUUAUGAGCUAGCUUAUAAUGAUGGUAGAGCCGCCGUAAAAUUAGACCCCAGCAGCUUAAAGGCAAUUCUUAUCUGCAGCAGAUCUAAAGCAAAUAUUGGUAAAAAAGGGUCAUUACCUGAUUUAGAAAAAGGAUUGGAGCUUGCUAAGCUUGCUUAUAAAUUAAGCGAAUCGGAAAGCAGCCCAGAGAAUAAAAAAUACUGCCAGGAUUUGGUUUCAAAUAUUCAGAUAAUGUAUGAGAUUACACAAAUGAAUUUAAUACAAAAAGAAGCUGAAGGUCUGAAAGAGUAUUAUUCUGGAAUUUUGAAAGACAACAAAAGCAUUGAAUUGUUGAAUAAGCAUUUAGUUGCAAAAAAAAUCGAGGAAAUUCCAAGCUUUUCUUGCACUUUGACUAUGGAAGUGUAUAAUGCCCCAUAUGUAACGAUUGCUGGAUUUUCGUAUGAGAAAGAUCUGCUGUUGAAGCACAUAGACAAAAAUGGAUGUAUAGACCCUUUAUCUAGGCAAUGGUUUCAUAUAGAUACUUUAAUGCCAAAUUUCGCUUUAGCAAGAGGCUCUGAGUGGUAUAAGAAUACAAGGCCAUGGCUUAAGUUUGCAGAUAGUCUAGAUUUAGCUAUAAAUAAAAUAAUUUAG
Blepharisma stoltei is the source of this 864-nucleotide messenger RNA. Lineage: Eukaryota; Ciliophora; Heterotrichea; Heterotrichida; Blepharismidae. The record is from the annotation of a GenBank genome assembly.